AUGCUCUUAGGGCUUCAUGGUCUUCUCAAGUCAAUCCAGAAACCAUGUCACUUGAAGAAGUUCAGCGGACAAACCCUGGGGGUGGACGCAUAUGGGUGGUUACAUCGUGGCACUGUUGCUUGUGCGGUUGACCUAGUCCUGGAUAGGCCGACGACAAAGCAUAUCGACUUCGUCCUGGGCCGAGUUCGUAUGCUUCUCUACUUUGGCGUGAAGCCGUAUCUUGUCUUCGAUGGGGACAACUUGCCUAGCAAAUCCGGCACCGAGAUUGAUCGUCAACAGAGGCGGCAUGAGAGUAAAUCGCUAGGAAUGGAACUCCUCCGCAAAGGACGAACUGCGGAGGCCUAUCAAGAACUCCAGAAGGCUGUGGACGUGACGCCGCUCAUGGCUCGGCAGUUGAUUGAGGAAUUGAAGAAACUGGAUAUUCCAUAUGUGGUCGCGCCAUAUGAGGCCGACGCUCAGCUUGUCUAUCUGGAACAGCAGGGCAUUAUCGACGGCAUUAUAUCGGAAGAUUCUGACCUCCUUGUGUACGGGGCCAAACGCCUGCUGUCCAAACUUGAUCAGCAUGGAGACCUGAUCGAAAUAAACCGCGCCGACUUUUCUGCUUGCCGAGAAGUCAGUUUUGUGGGAUGGACAGAUGCUGACUUCAGACGAAUGUGUAUCUUAAGCGGCUGCGACUAUUUGCCUAAUAUUACUCGAGUCGGUCUGAAGACGGCAUAUCGCAGCAUUCGGAAGUAUAAAAACGUGGAGAAGGCGCUGCGGAUGCUCCAAUUUGACGGUCACCACGUGCCACCGGAUUACCUGCAGAGUUUCAAGCAGGCGGAACUGACCUUCCUUUACCAAAGGGUAUUUUGUCCCAAGGCUGGAAAGCUGGUCACGUUGACUUUGCCGGAUAACAACGUGAACCUGGACGAGAUUCCGUUUAUUGGAGAUGAUAUGGAACCCGAGACAGCGGUGGGGGUUGCAAAUGGUGACCUAGACCCGACAUCGAAGGGGCCGUUACGACUUGUGGUGAAGUCGUUGAAUUCGGGACAGAAUAAACCGGUUCCUUCUCUUAACCGACGGCAAACCAUAGGCUCAUUUUCGGAUUUGAAACCGUCCAAGCCAAUCAAUUCAUUCUUUACCCCGAAACGCGUUCCGCUUGCCGAGUUGGAUCCGAACAGUCUCACUCCAUCUCCGAGUCAGCAACGACUGCUUCAUCAUCAUGCGAACAGUUCUUGGGAGCCCUCUCCUGCCCCGUCUCGCCCGUCUGUUGUUAGGUCUGCCACGCUUAAUGAUUCAUCUAACCGAGUCUCUAGUCCGCUCGUGAGAAGUGCGGAACGAUCUUCGUUCCUAGCUCGCGCCUCAAAGCUAUCGACCUUGCAGCCUAGCAAACGCCAAAGGCUCUGCUCGGAGACAGAAGAAAUCAGUCCUGUUAACACACCAGACUCCCGCAGUCGCUUCUUUGCAGCCGGUUCGAAUGACACUACUCCAAGCGGCGGCCAGAAACUUAAUCGUCCAAAGAAAGCGCGCAAAUCCACGUUGGACGUGUUCUCGGACGAUAUGGCCGAAGAUAUCAUGUCGCAGCUUCCUGACCCGAGUGAGGCAGCGAAAAUAUCAGCUAAGAAGGCCCAGACAGUGACUAAUACUGAUGAAAUCGAUAAUAAAGAGUUGGAACUGACGAAUACGGACGGUCCAACUACUGUCAAGGGCGACGCCGACAGCUCGCAAGCGGAGGUCGAGGAGCCCACAACUCAGACUGCACUUGAAAGCGUGACACCUUCCAAAACGGUCAGCGCCAAUUCGGAGCCUCAUGUAUUUAGUCAGGUGCUUGACUAUCAUAUCAAGCGGCAAAACUCGACAAUACUCUCGAAGUACUCCUUCAAAUCCAAUGCUGGUGGAACCAGGCCAGACCCACAUCUCUCAGGCGCGAACGGUACUGAAGCAAGUGCUGUGCGCAAGGUGGAUUUUCGCGGAACCGGAACACCCAAACAGCCCAAGCGUCUCACCCCCUUGCAACGCUUGGGCCAGAACGCUUUAGCCCGAUCACGAUCCUUGAAUAACAUGCCAGCCUCUCCUUCGAUCUGGAGAUCCCCAAACCGAUUUGAGAACAGGUCCAGCGUGAGCCCUGGUAACCAUGCUCCUGCAGCUAGCCAAGGCAGCGAGGAUCUCAUAGUCCCAGACAGCGAAGAGGAAGACGACGGCGCACCCGACACCGCGGUUGACCGAUCUCAAUUAGCAGCUUUGGAUCUCAAACGGUUUUCUUUUACGACGAGAUAA
Aspergillus mulundensis is the source of this 2256-nucleotide messenger RNA. Its product is annotated as putative exonuclease. Gene Ontology annotation, cellular component: nucleus. The coding region runs from base 1 to 2256 and encodes 751 amino acids. The transcript has 2 exons. NCBI's taxonomy places the organism in Eukaryota, Fungi, Ascomycota, Eurotiomycetes, Eurotiales, Aspergillaceae. Gene Ontology annotation, molecular function: 5'-flap endonuclease activity; metal ion binding; 5'-3' DNA exonuclease activity. The record is from RefSeq and is a predicted model, not a curated record. Gene Ontology annotation, biological process: mismatch repair; DNA recombination; DNA double-strand break processing.